Messenger RNA from Cyclocybe aegerita, 1460 nucleotides. The record is from the annotation of a GenBank genome assembly. Lineage: Eukaryota; Fungi; Basidiomycota; Agaricomycetes; Agaricales; Hemipholiotaceae.
AUGGCCUUUUCUUUGCUUGACUCGUGUUUGGCUGCUCUCGCGCUCGUCCUGCUCGCGUCCCUCUCUCGAAAGAAGCGCCCAACUCCUCCAGGGCCCCGAGGGCUGCCGGUACUUGGAAACCUUUUUGACAUCCCAAAGAAAGAGUCAUGGCAAGUUUACCUCGACUGGGGAAAGCAGUACAACAGUGAAAUCCUGUACAUGAACGCAGGUGGCAAGCCUAUGUUCAUUUUGAACUCGGUCAAGGUCAUCCAGGACCUGCUCGUCCGGAGAUCUAACAUUUACUCGGACAGACCGCGUUCCACUAUGCUAGACGAGCUGGAUUGGAACCUCCUGGUUAAUGCCAUUCAUGAACAAAGACAAUAAAUGGAAAAACAUCGCCAGCUCUUCCGACGCGAAUUCGACAACCUUGCGGGUAGUACCGCUAACAAGAAUCACGAGGUCCAAGCUGCGAGAAGACUUCUCCAGCGUCUAUUGACUUCGUCCGAUCACGAAGGAGAACUCAGAUUGGCUUCUGUCGACGUGAUUCUUUCCAUCACCUAUGGUAUUACCCCCACGAACUUCGAGCACCCAUUCAUCACCACCCCGGAACAAAUCAACGAGAUAUUCGCCGACGUUGCGCGGGGAGGCUAUUUGUGGAUGCGUUUCCGUUUUUGAAGUACCUACCGAAAUGGUUCCCCGGUGUUGAAUUCCACGAAACUGGAGAAAGAGGUAAGGCGCUGGCGGUAGAUCUCCUCAUGGGUCCCUACAAGGAGGUUAAAUCUCAGGUGAAAAUGGGACGGCAGUUUCGUCCGUCGCGUCUCGCUUUCUCUAUGCAGUGCAGGAGGGCGCGGACACUUCCGAAAGGGAAAUAGAUGCCAUGCGAAGCGUCAUGGCCAACGCUUAUCUCGGUGGAGCUGACACACCGUCUGCGCACUUUACAACUUCACUACGGCAAUGGCUCUCUACCCGCACGUUCAAAAGAAGGCGCAGAAGGUCCUCGACGAUCUGCUUUCAGGCCAACGUCUUCCCGAAUUCAGUGACUUCGGAAGCGUACCAUACCUUGCUGCAGUCGUCAACGAGGUCCUUAGAUGGCACCCGGUCACUCCAUUCGCGAUUUAUCAUGCCUCCAACCAGGACGAUACAUACAACGGCUAUUUCAUCCCCAAGGGCUCCUAUAUGAUCGCAAAUUCUUGGGCGAUUUUACACGAUGAAAGCAUUUUUGGCCCAGAUACCGACAAGUUCAUUCCCGAAAGAUUCAUGAAAGACGACGCAAACGCACCUGGCCCCGAUCUUUCUGACGUUGAUUUGGCAUUUGGUUUUGGCAGACGCGCUUGUCCCGGAAGACUCAUGGCGCGUGACACCCUUUGGGUCAUGGCAGCACACAUCCUGACCGCUUACGACAUUACUGACCCAGUCGACAAGGACGGAAAUAAACUUACAGCUGAAAGUCCGAUGGAAUGGAGCAAUGCCAUGGUUAGGUG